AUGGGCGCAGUGAGAACGGGCAAGAUGGGCCGGGGGCGCCAAAUGCGGCGGCGGGCGCAGUCGACCCGCAGCCACUUCGCCCGUGGAUCACCCUGCCCUGCCCUGCUCAGCUCAGUUCUGAUCCCCCGCCGUUCCACAAGCCGCGGUACAUCGAGCGUCCUGGAGCGGGGUGGCCGCAACAUUAGCGUUGUGAGCCGUCCGUGUAAAGCGCGCUCGGGAUCGAAACGGAACCGCGACGGGGCCGUGGGAAAGGAGUCGGGCUGCGCGAGCGCGCCGUCCACGAAUACUGUGCUCUCUAGCUUCAAAGCUAAACGAGCCGUCAACAGCCGAUACAGCAAGCGCGAAGUGGGUCAAUUAGAAAUAAAAAAAUCGAGUAGCGACCGUUCACACGGGGCACAUUCGUACACGGACGGACGCACCGCUCCGUCCAACGAAAGUGCUGAUGGGGCCUCGCGGCUACGUCACGGCCCGCGGCCCCACCGCCGCCUUACCGUUAGCUUAGCGUCUUCUCAUCUCACGCCCGUUUACAUUCCCGUAAUGAUAAAGCCGCGCACGAGAAACAAUGCGGCCGUUCGGUGUUUGGGGGGCGAGGGGCAGCUGCAUGGCUCCUCCGCGCAGAUGCUCGGACCCCCCCCCCCCCCCUCCUCCCCGCGGGCGCUCUACCAUCCCCCCACCCGCCUGUCCGUGCUGCCGGAGGCGGGAGGGAGCGACGUAAACUGCACCACCGAAUUACAGAACCUCCUUUUCUUUAACCACCUC
This is a messenger RNA of Iphiclides podalirius (scarce swallowtail), 759 nucleotides long. Lineage: Eukaryota; Metazoa; Arthropoda; Insecta; Lepidoptera; Papilionidae. The record is from the annotation of a GenBank genome assembly.